Messenger RNA from Ananas comosus (pineapple), 1438 nucleotides. RefSeq names its product rho GDP-dissociation inhibitor 1-like. The transcript is spliced from 5 exons. Bases 330 to 1100 code for a protein of 256 amino acids. The record is from RefSeq and is a predicted model, not a curated record. Gene Ontology annotation, biological process: Rho protein signal transduction. Gene Ontology annotation, cellular component: cytoplasm; cytosol; membrane. NCBI's taxonomy places the organism in Eukaryota, Viridiplantae, Streptophyta, Magnoliopsida, Poales, Bromeliaceae. Gene Ontology annotation, molecular function: Rho GDP-dissociation inhibitor activity; protein binding.
UCUCUCGCGCGCGUACACACACACACACACGCAUAAACGAAUCCAUUUCCCCUUCUUUUCGAGCUUCUACCGUGUUGAAUUCUCUUCGUUCCCCGUGUUUGCUUUCAAAGGAGCCACCUUUUUAUAUCCAUUCGUUAUCCCCUUCGCUUUGGGCUCUGCUUUUGGACUCGUGGGGCAUCUGGGUUUUGAUUCUUUUUGUCUCUUUUUUUUUUUUAGCCUUUUGUUGACCGUUGGUGGGUCGUUGGGUUCAAAGGUGGGGUUUUUACUUUCAAAUUUGGGCACUUGGGUUCUGGGUACUCUCGUUGUUUGAUGCGCCUGGGGGUGUUGCUAUGUCGUUCGCCAUGGGAGCUCUUUCGCGGUCUAAGGACGUGGGUUUGAAGGAGAAGAGAGAGGGGGAGGAGCGUGAGAGAGAAGAGAAUGGGAAACAUAGUAGCGGUGAGAGUCUCAAUAGGCAAAUAAGCGAGGCAUCUCUCUCUGGGAGUACUGAGGAUGAUGAUGAUGAUGAUGAUGAUGAUGAUAAGGAAGGAGAGGAAGCUGGGAAGGGCGGGAAAGGGAUUGAUUUGGGUCCUCAAGUUAGUCUCAAAGAACAGAUUGAGAAAGAUAAGGAUGAUGAGAGUCUGAGGAGGUGGAAGGAGCAGCUUUUGGGAAGUGUAGAUUUGAGCUCUGUGGGAGAAACAUCGGAACCAGAAGUUAAGAUUUUGAGCCUCUCAAUCCAAUCUCCUGGUAGGCCGGAUAUUGUCCUGCCACUCCCUGUGGAACCGAAUUCGAAGGGUGUGUGGUUUACUCUAAAAGAAGGUAGCCACUACAAGCUCAAGUUCGCCUUCUCCGUUCGCAAUAACAUUGUUUCUGGUCUCAGAUAUGCAAACACAGUUUGGAAAACUGGUCUCAAAGUUGAUAGCACCAAAGAAAUGCUGGGGACAUUUAGCCCGCAGCUCGAGCCUUAUACAUUCAAGACACCGGAAGAGACCACUCCAUCUGGCUAUUUUGCAAGAGGAUCAUAUUCCGCAAGAACUAAGUUCAUUGACGACGACCGCAGGUGUUACUUGGAGAUCAAUUACACAUUUGACAUACGCAGAGAAUGGCCAUCAACAACAAGCUAAGUGAACUCUUUCACCCUCAUAAGCUAUCGGUUUCAGUAAUUCGCAGUCGCCGACAGAGGGAAAGAAAAGGCUAAGCGUCUGUAAUGGUAAUACAGGCCUGAUAAGAAAGCUUCGCACUUUUGCUGUCAUUUUAUCCUCGGAUUUUCUUUUGCUUGUUUGUAAUUCUUGGUAUCCAGUUUGUUUCGUUUGUAUAUUUUGUUCGUUCGUUGCUAGGUAUGGUAAACAUCUGUAUGGGGAUUGGUUAGUCGCGAACUCGAAUUAGACGGAGUCAGAUGAAUUUAUGUAUUAUUCAAGUACUUGUUGGCAAGUAAAUAACAGUGUCUCUCCUUGCGCGUCAA